Oppiella nova is the source of this 774-nucleotide messenger RNA. The record is from the annotation of a GenBank genome assembly. NCBI's taxonomy places the organism in Eukaryota, Metazoa, Arthropoda, Arachnida, Sarcoptiformes, Oppiidae.
AUGGAUCAGGUGUUCCGUCGGUCGAAAGCAAUCCUACCGACGAUCGCCCGCUGGUGUCUGGUCUCCACAUUCAUCGAGGAUGUCCUCCACACGUGGUUCCGGUGGUCAGUUGUGAGGGACACUUUGGAAACCCGAUGGGCCUGUGGGGAUGUAUUGGCUAAUCUCUUGGCCGCAAUCAAUAUGUUGUCUCAAUUGAUCGCAUCCGGGCUCGUGUUGACCCGCUAUCACGUGUCCAUUGGGUGUUACGUACUCUUCGGCGUUGUUGUCUAUCAGACAGUGGCGUAUGGGAUCGGUUGGGAACUGAGGAUAUGGGUGAACACUAUUAGUCGAUGCGGUGCUCUAUUGCUGCUGUUGGCCGAGUGCCAGACGGAGGCGCCCACUCUGUUGGCCGGUGUGCCCAGUGAUGGACACAACCGACACAAGGCUUAUCUGCUGCUCACCGGAAGAAUACUAACGGUUCUCUAUUUUGUGGCAUAUCUUUACGCAGACCUGCAAAACAUAUAUUAUUUAAUGCAAGACAUUAUUGUCGUCGUACUCGUGGCGGCCGUCACUAUCGGCUAUAAGACCAAACUGUCGGCCCUUUUGCUGGUCAUGUGGCUCAUGGCCAUCAAUUGUUAUUACAAUCAUUUCUGGACAAUAGACUCAAAUAUAUUAACGUAUUAUCGAAUGAUGAAAUCUUUUUCUCGGGUCAUGUCUGCCAUCGGCGGCCUCUUAAUGAUCGUAGUCUUAGGACCGGGAGAUCUGUCAGUGGAUAACAACAAGAAGAACUGGUAG